GUCGUCUCGCAGUCUGCCUGGAAGUUCGGUCGUUUUGUCGUUUUUUUGAUAGCAAAAAGAAAAAGAGUCGAAAAAGGACGUUGAUAUGCUGACUCAGCGAGGAUAACAAGCUAUAUUCGAUAUACAGACCGUGAAGUUAUGCAUCUCGAGCGCAACAUAUGCGAGAAUAUGAUCCGAGUAAUGAAGUACAAGACCUCCAAUUGAACAUAACUCAGCCUCAGCUGGCAUCGAUUUCUCAGGGAGCUUUAGAACGCGGGACUGCUGGAAGAAUGGGCAUGUUUAGAUGUCUCUUCCGCCAUGGCAUCUCUCGAGCUUGGAACUCGUCUUUAUUACGUCCGGCCGGUAACACGCACACCACUGGUCUUCCCUUCGAUAAGAGUGCGCUCUCUCUGGACUGGCCUCUGGAAGUCGAAGCCGGCCCCAAAGCCGCCUGAGCAACCAAGAUCUCGCCCUGCCAGCGGCUUCCAGACAGUCGAUGCUGCUCAGCUGGUGGAAGAAGAAGAGCUGCCAGACUACAAAGCCGAUAGGUUCUACCCUGUUCGUCUGGGGGAAGUCUUCCGAGGGCGUCAUCAAGUGCUGGGGAAACUCGGGUUUGGCUCUUCCUCGACCGUCUGGCUGGCUCGAGAUCUCAGGGACCAUCUGUAUGUCAUGCUGAAGGUGUAUGUGCAUACCUCUGCCAUUCAUCGCGAGAUACCCGUGUACCACCACAUCUCGCCGCAUAUCGAGACGGCUACAGCCCAUCGUGGGCGCCUCAACAUCCGGCAGCUACUCGACUCCUUCACAGUGGCCGGACCAGACGGCAGGCAUCUAGUUCUUGUCCACCGGGCCGCCCAGAUGAGCCUGCGCGACAUGAAACUGGUCUUCUUCCCCAACGGGUUUGAUCCAGCGUUCGUCAGAGGUGCCAUCAUCGAGCUUCUCCAGGCCCUGGAUCCCUUACACAGCCAUGCGGAAGCUGUUCAUACGGGUACGGAGUGGACUUCUCCAUUCUCGUCUGUAUGGAUAAAAAUUGCUUACGUAUUAUUCUUGUAUAUACGGAGUAUAGAUGUGCACUCUGGAAACAUGCUUUUAGGGCUGUGGGACAAUACAUUGCUUAAAAAUCUCGAAGAUGCAGAGCUAAGGGCUCCCGUUGCCCGGAAGCCGGUUUCGGACUCCCGGACGAUCUAUCUAUCGCGUCUGUCCAAGCCAAAGGAGGGCCCCAUGCUGCUAUCCGACUUUGGCGAGGCGAGGCUAGGCCCUGGGCCCCAUCCCGGUGAUAUCAUGCCACUCGAGUACCGGGCCCCCGAAACACUGCUCUACGUGACAUGGAGUUAUCCCGUCGACGUAUGGAGUGUUGGCCUCACGGCUUGGGACCUCCUAGGGCUUGAAAGACCGUUUACAGCCAGAGACGUGGAUGGCGGCGUGUACGAUGCCACGCAUUUCGCCCAGCUGAUUGCAGCACUUGGCCCACCGCCUCCCAAGUUCCUAGCCAAAAAUCCAGAAAGAAGAGCCGACUUUUGGGAUGAAAACGGCGAAUGGCUGGGUCUUGCGGAUAUUCCAGAGGGCCGGACCCUGGAGUCGCUCGAGACUCGCCUGGAGACCAGGGACAAGGAUGCAUUCCUGCGAUUCGUCCGUAAAGCCCUGACUUGGAUGCCAGAGCAAAGAGCCACCGCGAAGGAGCUUCUCCAGGAUCCGUGGCUGCUAGGAAGCCACAAAGCCGGUUCAUAGCAAGGGACUGUGUUCCAAUGUACUUUUAGAGAUAGGAAAGCCACCGUCAUGCUAACAGACAUCCCGCUCUCGGUCUUAUAGGAGAAGAAGCUAUUUCCUUUGUUGUCAUUAGGAAUAAUCCAGCCGUUCAAAUAAUAUAAUCGUGAAAUGCCAGCAAUGUUUCUUCUAUCGUCGCCUUUCCUUUGCCUGCCACUGCCGGGGGUAUUUAGUCCGCUCCCGGUGGUAAACUGCUUGAAAUCCUACCAGCAACAUUCUUUUCCAUGCCUAUCGAUAUAGUGUCGCCUUAGCUGCUGAUAUACCCGGCCGAUACCUGCAUG
Trichophyton rubrum CBS 118892 is the source of this 2021-nucleotide messenger RNA. RefSeq names its product CMGC/SRPK protein kinase. Gene Ontology annotation, biological process: spliceosomal complex assembly; regulation of mRNA processing; protein phosphorylation. Lineage: Eukaryota; Fungi; Ascomycota; Eurotiomycetes; Onygenales; Arthrodermataceae. Gene Ontology annotation, molecular function: protein kinase activity; ATP binding. Bases 298 to 1704 code for a protein of 468 amino acids. The transcript has 4 exons. The record is from RefSeq and is a predicted model, not a curated record.